Coffea eugenioides is the source of this 2491-nucleotide messenger RNA. RefSeq names its product protein tesmin/TSO1-like CXC 5. Bases 413 to 2326 code for a protein of 637 amino acids. Lineage: Eukaryota; Viridiplantae; Streptophyta; Magnoliopsida; Gentianales; Rubiaceae. The record is from RefSeq and is a predicted model, not a curated record. Gene Ontology annotation, biological process: regulation of DNA-templated transcription. Gene Ontology annotation, cellular component: nucleus. The transcript is spliced from 8 exons.
CUUCUUCUGAAAUCCCCCGCCCCCCAUCCCAUCCCCGACUCGUCUUCCUUUAUCUCUCCUCCUAUACAUACACUUGUAUAUACCUGUAUCCACACGCGUAUGAAGCUCCUGCUGCCGUUAAUUCUUGUUAAUUUUGCGCCUAUUUUCUGGAGGCGACAUCUUGGUGAAUUCUUGAUUGAUUUGAAUCUGAGCUGAGUAAUGGCAGGGUUUGCAAUUCCAAGUUUUGAAUUUUUUGUGAUUUCUAAUUUGUGAAGUGAUCAAUUUUGGCGAGAUUUUGUCAAUUUCCAUUGAAGAUUAUUUUGUUAGUUUUUUGCGCUCUUGGUUAUUUAGCAAGGAAUUACGGAAAUUGGCAGCCUCAAUUUUUCUUUCUCCUUUUCUUUUUGCGUUUUGGGUUUUGUUAUCGUUAAUUCAAAUGGAGCAAAGCGAGGGAGGGGAUUUCCCUCCAAAAAAUGCUCAAUCGGAGACUACUGGUCAGCAGCAGCUGCCGCCGCAAGUGGGGACUGAUAUUCCGGCGAAGAAGCUAGCCAGGCAGCUCGAUUUUACGGGGUAUACUGGCGUUUCAUCAGCCGCGGCUUCUUCUGCUACAUCAACGGCGGCUUUGAGGGAGCAUACUCAGCAAACUCAGCCGCCGCAGGUGGCCGUUAGGCCGAGCCUGCCGCAGCCCCAGCUCCAGCAGCCAGUUCCAAGGCCGACUCAGCCGCCGAAGUCUCAGCUGCAGCCACAGCCUCAGCCACCGAUACCUUUGAUGUCCAUGCAGCAACCUCCUGUGCCACCUGCUGUACAUCCUCAGAUGAGGCCUAUGAAACCUGAAUCACCAAGACCACGGCCAAGAUCGAAUGCAGGUGACGCUAAAGAUGGUACCCCCAAGAAACAAAAACAAUGUAAUUGCAAACACUCGCGAUGUUUGAAAUUGUACUGUGAGUGCUUUGCAUCUGGAAUAUACUGUGAUGGCUGCAACUGUGUAAAUUGUUUUAAUAACGUUGAAAAUGAAGCUGCCAGGCGAGAAGCAGUUGAAAAUACUUUGGAGCGUAAUCCAAAUGCUUUUAGACCAAAAAUCGCUAGCAGUCCACAUGGUAUUCGGGAUAGUAGGGAAGAACCUGGGGAAGGUUUAGUAAUCGGAAAGCAUAAUAAAGGUUGUCACUGCAAGAAAUCAGGAUGCCUUAAGAAGUACUGUGAGUGUUUUCAAGCGAACAUUCUUUGCUCGGAAAACUGUAAAUGUAUGGACUGCAAAAAUUUUGAAGGAAGUGAAGAGAGGCAAGCUCUUUUCCAUGGAGAUCAUGCCAAUAAUAUUGCAUACAUCCAGCAGGCUGCAAAUGCAGCUAUCACUGGUGCAAUUGGGUCCUCUGGUUAUGGAUCUCCUCCAGUGAACAAAAAAAGAAAAGGCCAGGAGCUUUUCUUUGCGUCAACGGUUAAAGAUCCUCUUAACAGGCUGGGACAGUUCCAGCAGGCAAAUCACAUGAAGACUACUGUACCCUCUUCGACGCUAUCUUCAAUUCCUGGUGCUCGUUUAGGUAAUCCUGCUGGAAUGGGCCCUUCAAAAUUUACAUACAGGUCUCUCUUAGCUGACAUUAUACAACCUCAAGAUUUGAAGGAACUUUGCUCAGUUUUGGUUGUGUACUCAGCAGAAGCAGCGAAGAUGCUUGCAGAUGAAAGAAAUGCAACAGAAAGGUCGUCACAAGAACAUAGAGAAAGUCACCUUGCUUCGACUCAAGACCAAUCACAAAACCAAAAGGAUUUGAGUGUUGCCGAGAAAGCUAGAUUAGCUGAUUCUUUUGAUGGAAACUCCUCUGAGAAAAUUGGCCCUGAUGAAUCUGUUUCCGAUGGUGCUGAUGUUUCAAAAAGUAGACCGAUGUCUCCGGGAACAUUGGCACUGAUGUGUGACGAACAAGAUGCCAUGUUUACUACAGCUGCUUCGCCGAGUGAUUUGACGGGCCAGAGUAACAUGUCCUGUCAGUUGCCUCAUGGGCAAGGACUAACUGAAGCCUAUGCAGAACAAGAGAGAAUUGUUUUGACAAAGUUUCGUGAUUGUCUUAACAAGCUUGUCACUUUAGGAGAAAUUAAAGAGACAAAGUGCUCGUCAUUCGCAAGAAGUGAAUCAAGUAAUCAUAGAGACCUAGUCAGCAACGGGAGUGCCAGUGUCAGAAAUGAAACAUGGAAUCAGCACGAACCGUUGAGCAAUGGCAUCCCCAAGUCUACCAUUCCUCCCCCACCAAGGACACCCCAGAUUGUUACUUCUGCAGGUACUGCUACUAGUGACCUACUUCCGAAAAUUCCAUCCUCCGUUGAAAAUGGGGAUGUAAAACCAAAACCUGAAAAAGCACUGUAAAAAGAAUUAGAACAGGAAAUUUGCCCAUAGUUAUGCUGCCAUAUCUGUAAUUUUAUACCGUCAAUUUAUUCGGCUUUCCGCUGAUGCCGCAGCAAAAUCGUUUUAGGGAGACCAUUAGUAAAACUGACCAGAGUCGUACAUUUUUUAUUAACUCAAUGAAAAUUU